AGCCUAAACAUGGCAACCCGAGGUCAAAUUAGCUGAGCCGCAUAUCACUGUUAGCUCGUAGCUGCUGGCUGUAGAUACCUCUCCGAGUCCGUGCGCACGGUCAACCGAACAGCGGCGUUACAUACACGGCGUGUUUCGGAAUCAUGUCGGAAAGUGAUGACUCUGUCGACAUGAUCAGAGCAGGCUCUCCAGUUCGCCACAGAAAAAAACACAGCAUGGAGUCGUCCAGAUCUCCCAGAAGCUCCAAACACCGCCAUUCGCGGACAAGGUCAAGAUCCAGGGACCGAAAACGUGUCAGAAAACACAGACGGAGUCGCAGCAGGAGCAAAGAGGCACGAAAGAGAGACUCAGAGAAGCCGUCAAAAUCACAACGAAAAACUGAUGAGCAGCAAGAACAAGAGAGACUGUCUUCAGACAAUGGAGAGGAGCGAUCCAGACGCAAGGACAGGAAGCCCUCCAAAGGCCGGAGCUUGUCCAGGUCACACUCACGAGAGAGGCGGCAUCACAGUAGAAGUAGGGACAAACGGCGUUCGCGGUCACGCAGCCGAGACAGGAAGAAGAAGGCCCGCUCUCGCUCAGGUUCACGGACCAAACACCGGCAUCACAGUAGAAGUCGCAGUAAGAGCAGGGAGCGGAAGAAAAGGACUGAAAAAGUGCGCAGAAAGAGCAGAAGCAGGUCUGUUAACCCACCUGUCUUGCGGGGCAGAGACACAGCUAUGGAUGCACAAGAGGCCCUGGCCAGAAGGCUGGAGCGAGCCAAGAAACUAAUGGAGCAAAAGGAGAAGGAAAUAUUUGAGAAGCAGCAGCAGGAACCAAAGGACAUCGCUGCAGUAGCUGCGCCAAUCGCAGCAACUGCUGUUACUGCUUCAAACCCUGCCAUCAAUGUGGCGGCUCUCCUGGCCUCUGGGACACAGGUCACACCUCAGAUUGCCAUGGCGGCACAGAUGGCAGCCCUACAAGCAAGAACUCUGGCAGAGACCGGUAUUGCUGUGCCGAGCUACUACAAUCCAUCUGCUGUAAAUCCAAUGAAGUUUGCAGAGCAGGAGAAAAAGAGAAAGAAGCUAUGGCAGGGAAAGAAGGAAGGGGACAAGAACCAGACGACUGAACUGUGGGAGAAGCUAAACUUUGGAAACAAGGACCAAAACGUAAAGUUUCGCAAACUUAUGGGUAUCAAAGGAGAGGACGAGGCUGAAGUUGCCAAACCACUCAACGAGGAAGGCUUGAAGACUCUCCAAAAACAGGAGGAGAUGUUCCGGAACCUAGACGUUCAAUAUGAAAUGGCCCGGUCUCAGACACACACCCAGAGGGGAAUGGGCCUCGGCUUCACGUCCUCAUUCUCACGUGGAAUGGAUUCCAUCUAGUGCCAAACCUGGACUGUCAGUGUCGCUCAUCUGGUCAUGUAGGACUACCAAUUCAUCGCUAGCUUUAAGCUUGCAUGGAUGUUGCUCUGAAUCUGUAAUUUAUUUAUGGACAAACAUCUCCUGUAUUGAAACCUUAUUAUAAUGUAAAUAGCCAGACACUGAGUUUGUCUCAGUGAUUAUUCAUCUGUACAUCUUCUGUAAAGGAAGCAUCAGUCUGACUCGCUGAUGCUAGUUAGAAUUAGAUUUUUGUUUUGAAUGAUGUGUUAGAUUUUUUUUUUUUAACCGAAAUAUAUUGAUAUGUGACUGUUUGAACAAAAAUUGAUUAUAAUGUGGUUCAAGUGAAAACUAUUUCCAUCCAUUUAGAUAAAUGCUUCUGAGGCCAGUGUCGUUAACAGAAUGGUUUCAUUUUUGCUGACUGGGAAAAAACAAGCUGUGGUACACAUCUGUAUCAAGAAAGCUGAUGGAGGAAGGUCCAAGAAGAGUAAUCACAAUUUCAGAUAUUCUUGAAAUAAAUUAGUUUUGUGUUGAGUAA
Molecule: messenger RNA, 1893 nt
Organism: Platichthys flesus (European flounder)
Lineage: Eukaryota; Metazoa; Chordata; Actinopteri; Pleuronectiformes; Pleuronectidae
Gene: rsrc2
Product: arginine/serine-rich coiled-coil 2
Exons: 10
Coding region: 144-1361 (405 amino acids)
Source: RefSeq, a predicted model, not a curated record